GUUAAAAGCACAGAAGCUAAUGUGCCAGAGGAUGUUAAAAGCACACAAACUAUUGUGUCUGAGGAUGUUAAAAGCCCACAGGCUGCCUUAACUGUGGAAAAUGAAAGCAAGGAAACCAGCAAUGAUGAAAUAAAUGUUUCACUCUCUAAUGAGAGUACAGCUUGUAAUGGCACAGGAAACAGUAGUAGCGACUCGAGAGAAAAUACCCCUGAUAAUGCUGAGUCAAAUGAGCCAAAAGAAAGUAGCAGUGAUUCAAUGGAAAGCAGUCCAGAUACAAAGGGAGGAGCUAAUAAAAAGGAUAAUGAUAGCAAUAUGCAGGAUCAGGAUAAGACUAAAUCGAAGAAGAAAAAACGGAAGCGUAAAAAAAAGCAGAGAACUGAAAGUGAGACCGAGAGCUCUGUAACUGAUUGUGACUAUUCUCCUUUAUUGGAUAUAGGGACACCAGGGGUCUAUGAUCGCACUAAACGAGACAAGUGUUUGUUUGACCACCUUGUACCUAAAAACAGUGAUGGGACCCCUAACAGUACAGAGGCUAACAAAGCAACUGAAGAGAGGUUAAAGGCAGAUGAAGAGAGUCCGUUGAAAAAUAAGAUGAUAAUUGAACCCUCAGAGAUCUUCCCAUUUGAGACAGAUGAAAAUUGUUAUCUGAAUGUGAUGCACUUUGAGGCGGAAGAUGGCAUUAUGGAACUAAGGCUGGAGGAGAAAGGCCAUGACGGCUUUAUAAGACGUGAUAAGAAAUUUGACAUAGUCAUCAAGCAAUGGCAUCCCUACAGUCAGAAGUUUAAAGAUGUCACCACUCUCGGGCCAUGUUUCUGUGGGGACCACAAAUUGGGACCCAGGGAGUUCUAUUACAAGCCCAGUGAGCACAGAGAUAAAUGGGAGAGCAAGAGUGAAAGGAAUGAAGACAUGGUACGAGAAGCAAAGGAUCUUGGCCUCAAAGAGGAUGUUGCUAGGAAUUUGAUUGCAAACUUGCCAGAUAAUUUCGAUUUUGGGGAUGAAACCAAGCGUCGAAAUGUGGCAUCUUUUUCAACUGAUGAGAACAAGAAAAAGAAGCACAGUAAAUGUUCCAAAUGCAACGUCAAUCUGAAUAUACAACUGACAGAUGACCAUGAAGGAGCAGAGGAUAGGCAGAAUUUCACCAAAGAAGUGCAAGAGAUCUACAACAACAACACAAGGGAGCCCCAGGUAAAUCUGCCUAAAGAUGUCCUUAACAAACUCAACCAAGACAAUAAUAAGUACACGAUUAGAGAGCGGCUCAGGAAGAAACUUUACGAAAAACAAAGGGAUUCAGGCAAAGAUAAGGGCCCAGAGAUGCAGAGCUACACCAAUCCAAAGAAGCCUACCAUCCCCCCUCAUAUGGAUCCUGAGGAAGUGAAGAAGAUAAAACGUGCAGAGCGAGGUAUGGAGAAAAGAGUGAAGGAAAAUGCGCAUGCUACGAUGGAAAAACAAAGACGGGAGAUUGAAUACCUCGAGGGUAAACAACGGAAACGCAGACAAGCUGAGCGGGAAAAACAAAAACGAGACAUGGAAUUUGAAAAGCAGAAACAAAAAACUGAAAUGAAGAAAAUGUUCGAAAAGCUUGACGAUGACCGCCAAAAAUAUGUUGAGCUUUUGAAAACACCAAGAGCGAACAAUACAGAAGUACCAGUCCCUACUCUGACUAUAGAUAUUGAUAAGUACAUGGAACUGCUUAAGAAGACAGAAAAGGAAGACAGAGAGAAGGUAGCUGAAUAUCUGCCAAAAGAGGAACAGCCCUGUGCUAGCAGUCCUCCCAUAUGUACCCAUAAAGACAGGCCCCAGUACCACACUUGUGGCCAUGCAUGUAACGGACAUCAUCAUUUACCUAAAGAUGACGAGUUGCCUGAUGAGGAAACGAUGAAGCGAAUGGUUGCCCUUCACAAGUUGCAUAAAAAAGAUCAUGAGCUAGCAGCACAAUAUGCACCUCAUCAUAUCUACUCUGACUGCUCAAAGGCCUCUGGUGUCAGAGCUUCUCAAGAAGCUCAAGAAGGAACAGACGAUGAGCCUAUUCUGCCCUGGUGCCGGACUGCAAAAAGACUCCAUGAGAUGCACAAAGAAAAGGAGUUUCUGAAAAAGAAUCCUGACCUACUUAAUGAGAACAGACAGACUGCAGACUAUCUCAUAAAUCUGCAUGCUGGUGAUGAAGAAUGUGCCAAGAAAAAGAAAGAUCAGAAGGUUGCGGAAGUGAUGAACUGUCAAUGUAGCGACUGUAAGAGACCCGAACCGAGUAAUGCUGAACCAAAGCAUCCUUUACACGAGCCCCUAUCUGCCAUGCUACAUGAGGCUUACAGCGAUAGACUUUUAACAUCUCCACCAAGGGUUGAGAUUAACAUGACACCAAAUAAAAACCCUGCAAGGAGUCCGCUGCCACAUGAGCGUACGAUGGGACCAGUCACCUCCUUAUACCAUAACCCUAAUGCGGUCAAUGAUGACUCUAAGACACAACUCAUACUUGGAGUUAAAGUACGAGAGGAUAACUCUCUAUACAUUCAACCAAUAGAGAAGACUCCCGGACUUGAUAUUCACGAUUCUAAUACUUGGCCUAAAUUGGCGGAUGAAAAUGUCGUAGAUAUUAAAUAUCAUAAAGACAAGUUGGACCAGGCUAAGAUUGAGGCAGAACGGAAUAAUCUGAGAAAGUGUUCAAAGUGCAACAUGAGAGAAGCAAGACCAAAAUCAUUUAAAAAGUGUUCAAAGUGCAAGAGUGAGGGGGUAAAGAAUGCCAAGUAUUAUUGUACCCGUGGGUGCCAGGUGGCUGACUGGGGGGAGAGGCACAAGAUGGAGCACAGAAACAUGAAUCGUAUUGUUGAACUAGUGGACUGAAUAGCAUCACAUAUGGAGUAUCGAAUCAUAUUGUUGAACAAGUGGAC
Owenia fusiformis is the source of this 2885-nucleotide messenger RNA. NCBI's taxonomy places the organism in Eukaryota, Metazoa, Annelida, Polychaeta, Sabellida, Oweniidae. The record is from the annotation of a GenBank genome assembly.